Molecule: messenger RNA, 809 nt
Organism: Cuscuta epithymum
Lineage: Eukaryota; Viridiplantae; Streptophyta; Magnoliopsida; Solanales; Convolvulaceae
Source: the annotation of a GenBank genome assembly
UAAAAACAAAGUUGAAAUUGGUCCUCCACAACAUGCACGAUUCUCCUUCAUCCAACUCCCAGGAGCUGCACCUCUUUCAACAAUUCCCAGGAAUCCAGCAAACUGCACCUCCUCCACCAACCUCCAGGAAUUCAGCCAGCGAGCAAACUGCACCUCCUCCACCAACCUCCAGGAAUUCAGCCAGCGAGCAACAGAAAUCGCCAGCGCCUCCAUCAAUUUUCAAUACUUCAGCAAGCAGCAAAUGGGGAAGAUCAGAUUGCCUAAUCUUUACCACCGGAGUUGUAAUUAAUUUCACAAAUACCCGGUUGUACGGUGAGCGCCGUAUAGCCGGGUGUACGGUAUUUACCUAAUUAAUGCUUGUGAUUUAUAAUUUUCAAAUACACUCCAAAUAGUAUUAUAGGUGUUAAAGCUCAAUUAAAUUAAUGAAAACAAAACUAAUCAAAAUAAGUUAACUCAUACGAAGUAAUAAAGAGUCUAGUCUAGUGCUUACAUUUUAAAUAUAAAAAUUAAAUAAAUUAACCAUUACCUAAAAAGUGAGUAAAUAUACAAAUUAGAAGCUGUUCUGUUCGUCUUAAUCUUAUUACUUAUUGCUUAUUUUUAUUUUAUUCAGAUCAGAUCAGAUUAGAAAGAUUCAGAUCAGAUCAGAAUCAUUCAGAUCACAUCAGAAUAAUUCAGAUCAGAUCAGAAACAUUCAGAUCAGAUCAGAAACAUUCAGAUCAGAUCAGGAACAUUCAGAUCAGAUCAGGAACAUUCAGAUCAGAUCAGGAACAUUCAGAUCAGAUCAGAAAAGUUCAGACAUGAUUCAUCCC